Messenger RNA from Rhodofomes roseus, 4227 nucleotides. RefSeq lists its product as uncharacterized. The transcript is spliced from 15 exons. Gene Ontology annotation, cellular component: cell division site; mating projection tip. Gene Ontology annotation, molecular function: actin binding; small GTPase binding. Gene Ontology annotation, biological process: barbed-end actin filament capping; actin filament bundle assembly; mitotic actomyosin contractile ring assembly. The coding region runs from base 1 to 4227 and encodes 1408 amino acids. The record is from RefSeq and is a predicted model, not a curated record. Lineage: Eukaryota; Fungi; Basidiomycota; Agaricomycetes; Polyporales; Fomitopsidaceae.
AUGGAGACCUUUUUCCGGAAGAAGAGCCGCCCCCGGCAGUCCUCUCUUUCCUCCCAGGAUGCGCACGACCGUUCUCUCCGCCCGCUCUCUUAUUCGUCCAUAGCCACAAGCCGCUCCGGCGAGUCCUCCCGUCAGUCUCGAGUGUCGCCGUCUCUCUCUCCUCUUGAAAGUCAACAUACCCACUUGUCCAGUCUAUCCCACCAUCUCCACCGCCUCGCCGCCGCCGAUGAAUUCCAGUUCCCGCGCCCCGACGACGAGAAGGUCGAGGCUAUGUUCCAGAACAUCAUGCGCUCUCGCGGCCUGGACGACCUGCCAAACGUGUCUAUUGACCAGAAAUGGAGCAUGGUCUGGAGCGAUGAGCAGCUCAGGUGGAAGGAGGAGAGGCAGCGCGAGGAGCAGAUCAGGAAACAGCACUAUGGCUCCGGGCAGCCCCCUUCGUUCGCUGAAGGAACUCCGGAGUGGUACAUCAAGAAGUUCCUCGACAAGACUAUCACGUCUAAGCAGGCGACAGGCUUGGGUGUAUCGCUGAGGAGCAAGGAUGUUGAUUGGUUCAGGGACUUCAUAUCGCUCCAGGGUACCUCUGUCCUAGCUCAAACACUUCUGCAUAUAAGCCGCAAGGGUCCUCAGAGGCGGAAAGAUGACAUCGACCUCGAAUACGAGAUUGCGAAGUGUCUCAAACACAUUCUCAAUCAGGGGUUUGCAAUCAAAGACUUAACUGGCCAUCCGCAAAUCGUCAUGCAAAUGACAGCCUCGUUGAACAGUCCGCAUCUACUAACGAAGAAGAUCAUUGUGGACGUGCUUACUGGCCUGACGUUAUUCGAACAUGGCCAGAUGGCUCCGCUUGUUCUAGAGGCUCUCGAGUCACUGAGCACGUCCAACGGCGAGCCUGCGUCCUCCUAUGCUUACUGGUUCAAGUCACUCGAGAGCCUCGUCUCUGGCAGGGGCAAGAUGGGCACACGAGUUGGCGCGAGCGAAGAGGUCAAGAAGAAUGCAGGACAAGAUGCGUCGCUGAAUGAAUACGCGGUAUCGAACCUAUUCCUCAUCCUCGCGAUCCUAAACUGCUUAAGUGAGCUAGAUGUGCGCGUACAUCAGCGGUCCCAAAUGGAGGCUGCAGGGCUGCAGCGCAUUUUAGCCUUGUCUCGUUCCUUCGGGGUUCAGUCAGUCGACUUCCCCAUCGACGAGAUUGAGAAGAUCUUCGCCGAGGACGAGGAUAAGCUUCGGGCGCAGCUGGACUCGCAGACGCUGCGUGAUUUGUCAAGCGUCGAAGACGUAUACCACGCCCUGAAAGCCAAGACCGACGAGUCUAAAGCUAAGGAUUACUUGUUGUCCAUGCUUCAGCAUCUCCUCCUUGUGCGCGAGGAAGGCGCGGAUAUGGUCCACACCUUCCAGGUCCUCGACACACUUGUCACCGAUGUCGUUAUGGACAAGCGGUAUAACCGUGGGGAGCAAAAGCUCGGUCAAUCGGUCGCGCGCAUCAUCGCGCAGCUAAACGAGGCUGACCGAUAUCAGCAAAUCGAGGCGGAGCUCGCCAAAGCAAACGGCGCUGCACUGCAUUAUCGACACGACAAGGAGGUGCUAGAGGCAGAGAUUGCUCAGGGGUCAGACGGUCUGGUGGGUACGCUGAAGGAGAGGAUUGUGAAGCUCGAGGAGAAGUUGCAGGUUUCGAGAGACAAUACGUCGCGCCUUAAGGGCCAGUUGGAGACGCAGAAGGCUGGCUACGAAGAGCAGAUUGCACAGCUCGAAGCCCAGAUCAUGGAGCUUUUCCGGAUGCUCAAGGAAGUCGGGAAAGGUGUCAACAAGAUCUUCGAAAACGCCGGUGGGAUGGACCGCAAGACGUUGAUCGAUACCCUCGAGAAACACUUCGAACGCAACAAGACGAUUAGCAUCCUGGAGGGGCGAGACAAGAGAAAGAAGAAGGGUGAACAGGGGCAAGACAGCGACGAAGACGACCUGGAGGACGAGAGCACACCCAAAAAAACCGGUAGCCUUAGGAGAACACGGCCAUCGCAAUCCAAAGGUCGCGCCAAGUCAACGAAGACCACCAGUGUGGCAGAGGCCGCCGCUGCUGCGCACACAUCACAGUUCAUGGACGCAGACGACGCGCUUGUACAAGAACAGAUCCAGCAGCAGUUGGCGGAGGGCGCGAUGGUGCUGGCGAAGUAUCCUAAUCGUAACGGCCCACUAGCGAGUCCCCGGAGUGUCCGAGGUUCCCCGCGGCGCAAAGACAAUAUGCGACCGCCCUUGGGCGAGUUUGUGGCGUCGUCCUCGAAGCUCAGCCAGGUAGUUUCGGACGAUCUCGGUAGUGAGCGUAGCAUUGGCUCCGUGGCCGACGAAGACAUGGAAAGUGACUUCGGACGGACAUCAUCAACGCGAAGUGGUUUCUCCACUCUUACAGACCCCACUUCAGUCAGCUCCGCUACUUCGGUUGACAGCAGCCGGACAGGGACAUCCUCUGCUGCCCCCUCCGCGCCCAGCUCUGCCCGGUCGUCUACGUUCCUAGGCCAGAAUAUCAACAAUCUUCUGUCAGCACGUAAGGAUUUGUCGAUAACGCCCAGUACGAAGAUGAAGCAGCUUCAAUGGGACAAACUACCGCAACAACAGGCAGCGAAGACUGUCUUCAGUGACGACGAGCCUACGAAAGAGGAGCAGUGGAUGCUCAAACUUCAGUCUGAUGGCGUAUGGAGGGAAAUGGAAGAGGACUUCAAGGCGAAACAGCUCGUCAUCAACCUCAUGGCGAAGCAGAAGCGCGCGGAGCUCAAGAGCGUGCUCGACCCGCAAACCAAGAAGCGCGUUGAAAUUCUCAUCCAGACUGUGAAGCGGCUACAGCCUGAAGAGAUAGCGAUGAAGAUCAGGCACUUCGACCAGGUGGUCUGCACACCGGUUUUUCUGAGCGAGCUCAAGCCCGUGUUGCCGAACCCUGAGCAGGUCGGCAAGCUCAAUGUGUACCGCCAUGCAGAUCCUGAGGAGCUCGCCGGUCUUCAUCCUUCAGAUCGUUUGAUGGUCCAGCUUAUCAAGCUCGAUCGUCUUGCUCCGCGGAUAGAAGGUAUGCUAUAUAAGUGCACAUUUGAGGAGACAUGGUCGUUGCUCGACGAUAGCGCUCGGAAGUUGUCGGAGGCCGGUAACGCCUUGCUUCAUGCAAAGCAUUUCAAAGAGUUGUUGAGCUUGAUACUCCUGAUUGGGAAUUACAUGAAUGGCACGGGUGUAAAGGGCGGAGCGUUUGGCUUCAGAGUCAGCAGUAUCAACAAGUUAGUCGACACGAAGUCCGUUCACAACACUACUCUUCUACAUUUCCUGGAGCGUACGGUGGCGAAGCACUUUCCGGACAUGGAAGCAUUUCUGGAUGAGUUGAGUGCUCCUGCUGAGGCCUACAGAGUCAGCUUGCAGGACGUCCGGAAAAGUCUCGGAGAGCUACGUGAAGGCCUUAAGUCGAUACGCCGAGAACUGACAGAGCACUUCGCGGACGCUGAGCAAACGGAUCGCUACGGAGCGCAAAUGUGGGCAUUUGUCAGAGAGGCCACUUCCCAAGUCGAAGACCUCGUGGACGAUGUAAACAACGCGGACGCCAUCUAUUUGGAGGUGGUCAAGUAUUACGGCGAAGAUGACAAGCAGAUGAAUUCGACGGAGUUCUAUGGUACCUUCAAGACGUUCGUUACGUCCUAUAAAAAAUGCAAGUCGGACAAUCAGGCCAUUGCCGAAGAGCGGCUGGCGGCGGAGAAGAGGAGACAUGCUGCUGAGGAAUCGAAGGCCAACAGGCAGAAAGCCAUCGACGACGCUGCAGCAGACGAAAGCGAGGACACGGCCGUCCUGGACAACCUUUUGGAGAAACUACGUAGUGGUGACACAGCGAGCCGCAAGGCCCGGCGAACACGGCCAAACACGGUGGCACGUCCUGCAGCUCCAUUGUCGCUGGAUCCAGAGGCUCUCCUGGAUGUCGGUUCCGGCGACGCAACGGUCGACAUUGCCAAGGACAUGCUUGCUCGUCUCAAGUCAGACGGUUUUAGCACUCAUCCAUCGUCUCCGUCUAGCACUACAGUCAAUCAGAGGCGAAGUCGACGCAGGCUCGACGCAGGUUCCGUGGAUCUUCUGUCCGAGGAAGUGGAUGCAUUAGCUGCAUCUGAACAGGGGACGAUGGUACCUGCUGCGAUUGAUGAUGAGGAUUCAGCAGCGGAGGAGUACACGCUCGUCGGUUCAGUUGUGGAUCAUGACAGUGUGUCGGGUGUAUCAUAG